Etheostoma spectabile (orangethroat darter) is the source of this 2157-nucleotide messenger RNA. RefSeq names its product leucine zipper transcription factor-like 1 (gene lztfl1). Gene Ontology annotation, biological process: negative regulation of protein localization to cilium. Gene Ontology annotation, cellular component: cytoplasm. Bases 310 to 1206 code for a protein of 298 amino acids. The record is from RefSeq and is a predicted model, not a curated record. The transcript is spliced from 10 exons. Lineage: Eukaryota; Metazoa; Chordata; Actinopteri; Perciformes; Percidae.
UAACCAAGGCAAUGACGCUAUUCACCGUUACCAAGGCAUUCUGAAGGCAAACACUAGCUAGCUGGAUAGCUAAGCUAGCCAAUCUGCCGGAUAAUCUUAUAGCUUUGAUAUAACCCCCAUUAACCCCUUCACCGAGUUGAAAUAUAUGUCUAAUAUAGUUUACUAGAAACUUAGAAUCCAGCAUAUUACUAUUACCUUCUCGUGUGUUCGCUACGUGGCCUAAAUUAGAGGCCACCCAAUUUUCUUUUGGAUCAUAUCAGUCUACAAGCUAGCUAACUUAGUAACGUUGACGUUAGCUGCACAGCCACCAUGGCUGAAUUUGAGUUUAAUGAACACCAUCAGAAUGAAGUCAUCAAUUACAUGCGAUUUGCACGUUCAAAGAUGGUCCUGAGACUAAAGACUAUUGACUCAUGCUUUGAAGAACUCAAAGAUAGCAGGCUGGUGGAGGAAACCUUCACAGUGGACGAAGUGAAGGAGAUGCUGGACGGGCUGCAGGCCGUGGUGCGUGGGGAGGUGGAGAUGGAGCUGAUCAACACAGCCCACACCAAUGUGCUGCUGCUCAGGCAACUCUUCUCUCAGGCUGAGAAGUUUUACCUUCGACUGCAGAGUGAUAUCUCAGAGCUGGAGAACAGGGAGCUGUUAGAACAAGUGGCUGAAUUUGAGAAGACUGACUUUAAAACUGCUAAGAUAAACCAGGAAACAAGCAAACCCAAGCUACUAGCACCACUGAAUGAAGGUGGGGUGGCUGAACUUCUUAACAAGGAGAUAGCGAGACUACAAGAGGAAAAUGAUAAACUGAAGUCCAGGCUGCGGACUUUAGAAUCCCAGGCAAUGAGUGCACUGGAUGAGAGAACCAAGGCAGAAAGAGCUCUGAAAGACCUUCAGAAGGUGCAAGGUGAACACCAGCUGGCUGCUCAUUCCCAGGAGCUCAGCAGUCUGGAGGACACAGUGGCAGCUCUGAGGGAGGACUAUGAAAGGUCUCUUAGUGCCAAAUCUGCCUCUCAGAAGGAUCUGCAGGAGAACCUGAUCUCCGCCAAACAUGAGCUUUUGCGAGUGCAGGAGCAGCUGUUGUUGGCAGAGAAGGAGUUGGACAAGAAGUUCCAGCAAACUGCAGCCUAUCGCAACAUGAAGGAGAUCCUGACCAAGAAAAAUGAGCAGAUCAAAGAAAUUAGAAAACGAUUGCAGAGAUAUGAGCCCAAUGAAUGAGUGCUACCCAAGACAGCUGGUGUCCAGAGUGUAGGACAUGACCAAAAUGUAUGAGUGUGGUUUGGACAAGAAACCAGUUCCACUGCUCUGAGACAAGAGAGACAGAAACAAGCGCUUCCGCAAGGAAUUGUUUAUUCAUGGGUUAUCUGGCAUCUUCAGAAGUUAUUGGCUUUAGUGAAGAGUGUGAGCGGGGAUGUCGGCAGUACACACAACUGAUCACACAAAACACCUAGUGACAAAUUAUAGCCUUCUUCAGCUGUGUUUUUUUCUAUGUUUCAGUUUUGGAGCUCACUUACAGUUGCUAGCAUACUUCCCUCAGUGCUCUAUGCAAUUAUUAUCAUGUCCCUGUUUGAAGAGGCCUUGUCCAUUUGCUGAAUUGGACAGAUUCGCACUGUCUGCCUGAAGCGUUAUAUAUGUUAUAGGUGAUAUUUAGCUUUCUAGCACGAGGCCGAGCUGAGUUAGACCAUAGCAGAUCCCAAGCCAGUUUGUUUAUUAAUAGUGAACAGCUUUAGUAAUGUUUCCUGGCCUUCUGAGGUUAAUCCUGCUUUAAUUUGUUACCUAAAGAUUUAAUAGGAUUUCACACAGAAAUGUUUCCAAUGAUCUGACAUUCUGUGAAAGUCUGAUCAUCGAAAAUAUACCAAAAUGGCUGAAUUGAUUUUUUUCUGCUCUUGCAUAUUGAAUGAUGUGGAUAGUGAUCUAGAAUGAUUUCCCUACUUCCCUACUUCCUUACACAAAGGGCAUAGAAUAUUUUUGUCUGGAAUCUUUAACUGUGUACUUUUCGUAUUGCUGUGGGUGAUGGAGUUUAAGAGGAAAAAAACUAAAUGAAUAUAUACAUGAUGUUCAUGAAGUAAUGCUCUUGUAGAGUAUGAUACAUCUACCCUAUGAUACACUAGAUGUGCAUUUGUUUGUAUUGUGCAAAGUAUGGGGUAAUAAAAGCUGUUGAAAAGUAAA